AACAACAACACAUGCUCUGAACGCUGUGAAAUCAAACGAAUAUUAUUUUACCAAAUUAGAUGCAUUUAUUUUGCAUUUUUAAGGUCGAAACAUUACAAUGAAUCCGAUUCGCGUAAGAGCACCGAACAAGUUUCGAUCGCUGGUGAAAGUGACCUCGCUGGGAGCGAUAACAUUCAGUGCCAUAUGCCUCUACAAGGGAAAUGAAAAGUUCUACGAAAGUGUAUUCAUGCCCUUUGUACGGCUGAUCCCACCGGAAACGGCUCACCAGCUGGCGGUGUUCGGUGUCAAGAUGGACCUUGUGCGGCCGAAUUACCAAGAUCCGGAAACGCUUCGUACCCGACUGCUUGGCAUGACGGUUAGUAAUCCGGUGGGCAUUGCUGCCGGAUUCGACAAACAUGGGGAAGCAGUCAAUGGACUGCACAGUAUAGGUUUUGGGUUUGUGGAAAUCGGUUCGGUCACGCCGAACCCGCAACCGGGCAAUUCCAGGCCACGCGUAUUUCGACUGAACGAGGAUAAGGCUAUUGUUAAUAGAUACGGAUUCAACAGCGAAGGUCAUGACGUUGUAUUCGAGCGACUGAAGAAAACUCGUGAAGAGAGUAAGAACCGAGUAACACUGGGAAUAAAUCUCGGAAGGAACAAGCACUCGCCAGAUGCUUAUAAUGAUUACAUACAAGGAAUUAAGAAAUUUAGCAGCCUAGCAGACUACCUGGUUAUUAACAUCAGUAGUCCUAACACUCCUGGUUUGAGAUCCAUGCAGAACAAAACAACCCUACAGGUUUUGUUAACCGAGGUUCGAAAAGCACGAAGCUCUCUUCCUUCUGAAGAGCAACGUCCAAUCCUGGUAAAGAUUGCUCCCGAUUUAGCUGACGAGGAUGUUCUGGAAAUAGUCACCGUUGUGACGCAGAAGGAAUUUGCCGUCGAUGGAGUGAUAGUAUCGAAUACGACGAUCGAUCGACCUUCCACGCUGAAGAGCAUCAAUGCAGGCCAAUUGGGAGGUCUUAGUGGCGCACCGCUAAACCAAAGAACCACACAGCUGAUAGCGAAGGUCUACAAGUGGAGCGAAGGGAAAAUUCCGAUUAUUGGCGUUGGAGGGAUCUUCAGCGGACAGGAUGCUUAUGAGAAGAUCUUGGCCGGUGCCAGUGCCGUUCAAUUGUACACGUCGUUCAUAUUCCAUGGGCCACCGGUUGUGAAGCGGAUCAAGCAAGAAUUGAAUCAACUGCUGAAGGAGAACGGUUUCAAGAGCGUCGAAGAAGCCGUUGGAAAGGGGAAUGAUAGAUUUUUGUAGUACCAAUCGGGGUGGAAUACCUAGUUUAAUCGUGGCUAUGCCUAUUCUAAGCAGACAAUAUUUUCUCGAGAUGAUUAUGUAAUAAAUU
Messenger RNA from Ochlerotatus camptorhynchus, 1373 nucleotides. It is a transcript of the gene Dhod, whose product is annotated as dihydroorotate dehydrogenase 2. The transcript has 3 exons. Gene Ontology annotation, molecular function: dihydroorotate dehydrogenase activity. The record is from RefSeq and is a predicted model, not a curated record. Gene Ontology annotation, biological process: pyrimidine ribonucleotide biosynthetic process; 'de novo' pyrimidine nucleobase biosynthetic process. Gene Ontology annotation, cellular component: cytoplasm; mitochondrial inner membrane. NCBI's taxonomy places the organism in Eukaryota, Metazoa, Arthropoda, Insecta, Diptera, Culicidae. Bases 98 to 1285 code for a protein of 395 amino acids.